Messenger RNA from Alternaria arborescens, 279 nucleotides. RefSeq lists its product as hypothetical. Lineage: Eukaryota; Fungi; Ascomycota; Dothideomycetes; Pleosporales; Pleosporaceae. The record is from RefSeq and is a predicted model, not a curated record. The transcript has a single exon. Bases 1 to 279 code for a protein of 92 amino acids.
AUGUCUCUCCCCAACAACGCAGACGAUCCAGUCGCUCGCCUCGAAGCGGAACUCGCCCAAGAGAAAGCCGCUCAUUGUCGCACAGCAAAGGCGCUCCAGUCUGUCACCUACCUUCACGACAAUCAAGCUGUUACUAUCAGCUCUCAGAUUGGCAUUAUCAGGGCGCAGAUCCAGAGGCACCCUGAGGAUAUCGACAUUAUCCAGAAAGAGGCCAAGGAGGCAGAGGAUGAGCGUCAGCGUAAGAAAGCUGAGGCGGUUUCGAAAGGAGUCAGAAUGUAG